AUAUAUAUCUUGCCUUGUUUUUCUUAGCAGGUCUCUGCCAUGGGUGACCAGGAAGCAAACAACCACUCUGAGGUGACUGACUUCAUUUUUGUAGGCUUCCGGGUCCACCCAGAACUCCAUAUCUUUCUCUUUCUGGCUUUUCUAUUUGUCUAUACCAUGGUCCUCUUGGGGAACAUCGGCAUCCUGGCCAUCAUCCUGAUUGAUCCCCGACUGAACACACCAAUGUAUUUCUUCCUAGGCAACCUCUCCUUCAUUGAUAUCUCCUACUCCUCUGCUGUGGCACCAAAGGCCAUAGCCAAUUUCUUAUCAUCAAGUAAGUCCAUUUCCUUUGUGGGCUGUGUGGUUCAGUUUUUCUUCUUUGUCCUAUUCAUGGUAGCAGAGGGUUUUGUCCUGGCAGCCAUGGCCUAUGACCGCUUUGUGGCCAUCUGUUCCCCACUACAGUAUUCCAUCCGCAUGUCAAGACGCCUUUGUACCCAGCUUGUGGUUGGCUCUUACUUUUGUGGCUGGGUCACCUCUAUUCUCCUAGUCAGUAUCACCUUUACUUUGUCUUUCUGUACUUCUCGAGUUAUUAACCACUUUUACUGUGACUCUUACUCGAUUGAAAAGAUCUCAUGUUCCAACAUUGUCAUCAAUCGAAUGGUGUCAUUAACCCUCUCAGGAAUCAUUAUUUUCCCCACUCUAAUAGUCAUCAUGGUAUCCUAUGUUUACAUUGUGUCCACUAUCCUGAAAAUCCGAUCAGUUGAGGGUCGAAUGAAAGCCUUCUCCACUUGUGGGUCCCACCUUGGGGUGGUGAGUCUGCUGUAUGGGACUGCCUUCUUUGUGUAUCUCAUUCCCCCCAACAACCCUGAGCUGCGUAAAGUGGCUUCUGUUUGUUAUACCUUCAUUACUCCCAUGUUGAACCCACUCAUCUACUCUCUAAGAAACAAGGAUGUCAAAGAAUCUCUGAAAAGAAUUUUAGGAAAGGCAAAAGCUUUGCUCUAA
Molecule: messenger RNA, 981 nt
Organism: Vombatus ursinus (common wombat)
Lineage: Eukaryota; Metazoa; Chordata; Mammalia; Diprotodontia; Vombatidae
Product: olfactory receptor 9K2-like
Exons: 2
Coding region: 40-981 (313 amino acids)
Biological process (GO): sensory perception of smell; G protein-coupled receptor signaling pathway
Cellular component (GO): membrane
Molecular function (GO): G protein-coupled receptor activity; olfactory receptor activity; odorant binding
Source: RefSeq, a predicted model, not a curated record